Lactuca virosa is the source of this 1365-nucleotide messenger RNA. The record is from the annotation of a GenBank genome assembly. NCBI's taxonomy places the organism in Eukaryota, Viridiplantae, Streptophyta, Magnoliopsida, Asterales, Asteraceae.
AUUACGUACCUUAAAAAUGUUGGAGCAAACUCUUUUUCUUUCGUUCUCCAUAUUUUAUCUUCUUUUCUCUGUUUUAUCUAUUUCAGCCGCAAACUCAAUCAUCUAUGUCGAAUGCUCUCAACUCUACUUCACCUUGACAACAUCCUAUGAGGCGCAUAUCAAUUCACUAUUUACUUCCUUGUCUGAGUCAUCCUCUAUCUCCAAUUUCAACAAAUUCCAAAUCUGUCCUCCGGGAUACUCACAAAGCGACGUUGUUUAUGGUCUCUACCAAUGUCGAGGUGACGUUAGCUCCACCACCUGCAGAGAUUGUGUCGCAAACUCUCUUAGUCAACUCAAGACAUCUUGUCCUAUGUCAGUAGGAGGACAAAUACAGUUGGAAGGAUGUUUUGUGAAAUACAAUAAUACAUCAUUUUUUGGGGUUGAAGACAAGAUGGAGAUGUCAAAGAGCUGUGGCCCUUCGGUUGUUUAUAAUAUGCAAGCUUUGAAUCGUAUUGAUGAUGCAUUGGCAUAUUUAACUGCUGGGAAUGGACAAUACUUUCGUAAGGGUGCUUUUGAGAGCGUGCAGGGUGUAGCACAGUGCGUACAAGAUUUGACUGUGAGUGAGUGUGAAGAUUGUCUUUUGGAGGCUCGUGCGCGAUUAAGAUCAGAGUGUGAGACCUCGACUUGGGGCAAUAUGUACUUGGGAAAAUGUUUUAUCCGGUAUACUGAUCAAGAUAAUAAUAAUGAUGCAAAUAAUGAUACGUAUGAUUAUAAUGAUUAUGACGAUGAUGAUGAUCGUGAUCGUUCAAAGAAAAAAAAGAAAAACAAAAGAAAAACAAAUCUGAAACAAGUGCGAAGAUGGACAAUUACCGUAGGAGCAACGGUUGGUGGGAUCUCCUCGACGGCUGCAUUAGGUAUUACCGUUACCAUAUUGUACAAGAAAUACAGAGACCGAUAUGAUAGGAGGCCUAUAAAAAAGUCACCUCUCCAAACUUCAACAUCACCUAUAAUAACGCCACCACCAACUCCACCGCAACUGACACCACCGCCAUCACCACCCCGAGGUCACUAUUGUAACGUUAUUGGAGGGUGUACAUGCCCAAUUCCCCCUCCUUUUAAUGAAGCAUUCUUUGGGGCCCGAAAUGAAGCCUACGGAAUCCCCUGGCUAAGUUACAGAUGGUAGAGAUGUAUUAUCUUCGACAGUUUCAACAAUUGACGUGGUAAGGUUCACAAGGAGAUGCUCACUAGCUAUCUAGGAUUUACCAAAUGAAUAUAUAUAGCAAUAUUAUUUUAGUGAUAAGUUUGUGGAAUGGCAAUGAAUUUAUUCUUAAAUUUGUGUGUGAUCAGAAUUUAUUCUUGAAUUUGUAUGUGAUCAAUAUUUUCUGG